This is a messenger RNA of Epinephelus moara (kelp grouper), 3138 nucleotides long. It is a transcript of the gene nop14, whose product is annotated as NOP14 nucleolar protein homolog (yeast). Gene Ontology annotation, cellular component: Noc4p-Nop14p complex; nucleolus; small-subunit processome. Lineage: Eukaryota; Metazoa; Chordata; Actinopteri; Perciformes; Serranidae. Gene Ontology annotation, biological process: maturation of SSU-rRNA. The coding region runs from base 160 to 2766 and encodes 868 amino acids. The record is from RefSeq and is a predicted model, not a curated record. The transcript has 20 exons.
CCUCAGACUUUUGCACGCUGGAAAUGGAAAACCAGUGAAACAACGUGGAUAGUGAAAUAUUAAAGUGUUAUUUAUUAAAUUCAGAGUUAACAGAGCCUCAGUGUCCCAUGUUUCAUUCCGCCUGGAUUUAAUAAAUCGACUCCUCAAGGCGACUGAAAGAUGGGGAAGGCACCUAAGAAGAGGAGCCUUGCAGACAAGGUCCGCAAAACCAAGACCUCCACUGAGAUCAAAAACAACCCUUUCGAGGUGAAAAUCAACAGGAAGAAGUUUGAUAUUCUGGGGAGGAAAUCCAAGCAUGACGUGGGUCUGCCUGGUGUGUCUCGAUCCAAAGCCAUUAAUAAGAGAAAAGAAACCCUCCUGAAGGAAUACAAACAGAAGGGCAAGUCCAGCAAAUUUAUUGACAGACGCUUUGGGGAGUACGACACCAAGAUGGCACCAGAGGACAAAAUCCUGAAGAGGUUCGCCAUGGAGAGACAGCGUAUCCAUGAUAAGAAGGAUGUGUACAACCUGAACGAGGAGGAGGAGCUGACUCACUACGGCCAGUCGCUGGCUGAGAUCGAGAAAUUCAACGACAAUGUGAAUAGCGAUGAUGAAACAGAGGAGAAAGGCCUUUUGUCAGCUGAGCUGACGGCCGCCCACUUCGGAGGAGGAGGUCUCCUCAGAAAGAAGACAUCAGGGGAGCAGGAGGAGGAAGGAGGCCAGAGAGCCAAGUCCAGACAGGAGCUGAUUGAAGAGCUCAUCCAGAAGUCCAAGCAGGAGAAGCGGGAACGCCAGGUGCAGAAAGAGGAGGCACAGGAGCUGACGGAGAAGCUGGAUCAGGAGUGGAAGAGCAUCCAGGCUCUGAUGGUGAAAAAGAUUCCCAAAGCUGACCGUGUCGAGGAGGAGAAGCCCAAGCCGGAAAAGUAUGAUAUGAUGGUGAGAGAGCUCGGCUUCGAGAUGAAGGCUCAGCCCUCAGAGAAGCUGAAAACCCCAGAGGAGAUCGCUCGAGAGGAGAGAGAGAAGCUGCAGAAACUAGAGGCUGACCGUCUGAGGAGGAUGAUGGGAGAAGAAGUUGGUGAGAGUUCACAGAGUCAGAUCCACAUGUCUGCUGACGACCUCAAUGAUGGCUUCAUCCUGGACAAGGACGACAAGAAGACCCUGUCUUAUCAGGAUGGAAAAUGGAACCUUGAAGAGGGGUCUGAGGAAGAAAAUGACGACGAUGAAGCAGAGGGAGAGAGUGAUGUGGAGGAGGAUUCGGAGGCGGAGGGGGAAGGUGGAGAUGAAGAGGAGGGGGAGGAGGAGGAGGAGGAGGGUGAGGGCAGCAGCGAAGAAGAAGAAGAUGGUCACUCAGACCUGGAGUCUGAGCAAGAAAGUGAUCACGAGGAGGGAAAAGAGGAGGACGAAGAAACAAGUGCCAAACCUAACAAGAGUCUGAGCAAAGAGGAGAUAAAGGCCCAGCAGGAGGCGGCUAAAGCAGAGCUCCCGUACACAUUUACUGCUCCGGAGAGCUACAACGACCUGAAAGAUCUGCUCCAAGGCCACACCCCUGACAACCAGCGCAUCAUCGUGGCCAGGACACAGAAAAGCAACCAUCCUAGUUUGGCUGCAGGCAAUAAACUCAAACUGCAGAAACUGUUCGGCUUCCUGUUGGAGUACAUUGGAGAGCUGGCCAGCAGGAGUCCUCCUCAACUCACCACCAUAGAUAAGCUCAUACCAGAGGUGUACACUUUGUGCCAGAUGUUUCCAGACGCAGCCUGUAAGGCCAUGCAGAACAUCCUCGGAGACGCUGGUCAUAGCAUGGAGGAGGCGCUUGAGGUCAAAGGGCAUGUUGCCUUCCCAGCACUAGACAUGCUCAUCUACCUGAAGGUGACAGCCCUGCUGUUUCCGACCUCAGACUUCAGACACCCAGUCACCACUCCAGCGCUGCUUUACAUCAGCCAGGCUCUCACCAAGUGUCCAGUGAGGUCAUUACAGGACGUGACAUCAGGUUUAGUGUUGUGCAGUCUGGCCGUGGAGUACGUGUCUUUUUCAAAGCGCUUCCUGCCCGAGCUCAUCAACUUCCUGGCUGGAACGCUGCAUCUGGCCGUGCAGGACAAGACAUCUCUAGAUUACACCAUGGUGCCACCGUUUAGGCCGUCAGGGAAGUGCUGUGAUCUGCUGGUGUUGUCAGACUCCGAGUCCUGCAAGAGCUGGAGCAAGAAGAGUCUUCCACUGUCUGCAACCCAACACCUCGAACUCAAAAAUGACCUUGACAGAGAUCACCACAGGUUGAUGUGUCUGUCCACUUGCCUGGAUCUGGUGAAGAGGUGCUGCCUACUCUACAAAGACCUUAUGUCCUUCACAUACAUCAUCCAGUCAAUCAGAACGCUGCUUUCCAAACACCUUUCAGCCCAAACAUUACCGGAGCUUUUACAGGAGCUUUGCCAUGAUAUCCUUGAGACCAUCAGCAGCACUCCCGUGACGCACAGUCGGCUGGUUUUAGACAAGAAGAAGCCAAUUCCCCUGAAGCUGCUCACACCAAAGAUUGUUGAAGUGUUGGACUAUGGAAAGAAGCGUGGCAGCACCAGAGAGGAGAAAGAGAAGGAGCGACUGAAGCACAAGUACAAGAAGGAGUUCAAGGGGGCUCUGAGGGAGAUCAGGAAGGACACGCGCUUCCUGGCCAGAGAAAAGCUCAACGAGGUCAUGAACAGAGAUGCAGAGAGAAAGAAGAAGGUGAGGGAACUCUUUGGCAGCUUGGCCACUCAGGAGGGAGAGUGGAAGGCUCUGAAGAAGAGGAAGAGGAAGUGAAAUACAGGAUCUCAGUCACUUAUCUUCAUCAUGUCUCCUCUUUCAAAAGGACAUCUUUCAUUCAGAUGUGGAUAACAGCCUACACAAGGCUGUAAAAAACUGUUUUGUACCCUCUGGAUUAUUUUUUCAUCAUGAGAUAGGAUAAGUCCUUGUUACAACAUCCAUUUUAUACUGUUUGACAAAUAGCUGUCAAAUGCACGCCAAGUUGUCAGAUAUUAUGAUGUAGGGGUUUGAUGGGACGGUCGGAUACUGAUGUUGGAAGUGUCAGUCGACACAGCAGCAGAGACUUGGUUUGCAUUCUUCUUUUUUCCAACUAGAAUCCAUCACUAUAAUGAUGUAAUGAAUACAGAAAACAAUAAAUGACAGUAUCUU